Molecule: messenger RNA, 2291 nt
Organism: Sabethes cyaneus
Lineage: Eukaryota; Metazoa; Arthropoda; Insecta; Diptera; Culicidae
Product: ecto-NOX disulfide-thiol exchanger 2
Exons: 5
Coding region: 160-2238 (692 amino acids)
Biological process (GO): ultradian rhythm
Cellular component (GO): plasma membrane; external side of plasma membrane
Molecular function (GO): protein-disulfide reductase activity; RNA binding
Source: RefSeq, a predicted model, not a curated record
UUAAUUUUUCCAAAGUGCAAGUAUGAGAUACCUUAGAUAGUUGUUCUUUGGUGUGUUUGUAAUGAAGGGAAGAAAAAAUCGAUUGAAAUUUUUUGGUGAAAAUAAUUUUGAUUUUGUGCAAUAAUCUGUUUCGAAAAAGCUUCAUUAGUGACAUAAAUUAUGUCGUUUGCAUUAAAUCCAUUACCGGGCAAUGCGAUUGCUGCAAUGCAUCCAAUUAUGGGAACUAUUGCAAACGGCAGUGGUUUUAUAACUCCUAUGACUACAACAACAAAUGCAGCCACAAUAUUGAAUAGCAGUUCAUUGGAUUUCACCCGAAAACAGAGUCAUUCACAAUCUGGUUCUGCUCCUAUGGAUCUCGAAUCGGCAUCAGAACGUGAUUCUACGAGAGAUGGACCUUCAACCGGCGAGAAAAAAGAUAGUAUGGUUCAAAAAGCGAGCCAACUAGCCGUUGAUAAUACCGGAGGUCCAAUUUUGUUUAAUCAGCUGAUACAACAGCCUCAAGGGUUUAUGAUGAUGACACCAGGAAUGGUUAACAUGAUGGAUGGAUCUUCUUUGAUCGGAAUGCAAACAUUUCCUGUUAUGACACAACAGAUUAAUUCUGCAGUAGAUAUGACAUCUCAAGGAUUAAACCUUACCCAAUCAGAAGACGGUAAGGAGAUUAUAUAUUGUAAAUCUUGUACACUGUUUCCUCCAAAUCCAAAUGGUCCUGCGCCAAAAACGAUUGACCGUCCACCAGGAUGCCGAACCGUAUUUGUUGGUGGCUUACCUAAUGCAAUCACGGAAGAAGUGAUCCGUGAGAUUUUCGAACGGUGUGGAGAGAUAACAACACUUCGUUUUUCAAAGAAAAACUUUUGCCACAUUCGUUAUGUAUUCGAAGCAUCGGUGGACUCUGCUAUUUAUCUGUCUGGUUAUCGGGUUAAGAUAAGCAGUGGUGGGUUCAAUUAUACUACACCGGAACCAAAGGAUCCAUCCUCAUUUGGAACUUUGCACGUAGAUUAUGCACAUGCUCGCGAUGAUCAAUAUGAUUACGAAUGCCGUCAACGUAAACUGCAGCGCGAAAGGCGUCAUCGUGAACGAGUGGAAGAAGACCGUCUUCGACCGCUCUCGCCUCAGCCAGUUAUUCACUAUACUGAUCACGAGGCUACGGCGGUUGCUGAAAGGCUAAAAAAUGAUGAAAGUUUUGUUAAAGCUGUUACGACUCUUAUAACGUGGCUCGAACGAGGUGACUGCAGCAAGAAGAAUGCUAACAACUUCUACACUAUGAUCCAAAGCACCAAUUCACACGUUCGGCGACUUCUCAGCGAAAAAGCAAUUUGUGAUGAAGAAUUGAGUCGUGCACGAGAAAUGUACAGAAAACAGAUGCAGAGCAUGUUAAUUGAAUUCAAUCAGAUUGAAAAAGUAUUCACUGCGGCCAGUCACAAGAAGGUUUGGGAUCAUUUUACUAAAGCCCAGAGAAAAAACAUCGACGCCUGGAAGAAGCAAUCAUUGGAUAUAAGGAGCAUACAACUGGAUGAUGUCGGUGAUGAUGAAAUGGAUCUAUCCGAUGAUGAGGGAUCCUCUGCUAAAAAGUCCCGCUGGGAUAUCCGGAAAGAAAGAAUUGACAGUUCAUCUGAAGCGGAAACACAGUCAGUUCGAUCGGAUCUUGAAAUGAAAACAAUGCAAAUUCAAGUUUUGCAAGAGACAAUCCGCAAUCUGCAGACCCAACUAUUAGACUACAAUUACAAAGAGAUGGAGCGUCACAAUAAAAUCCAGGAUCUGGAGGAAAAAUUAAAGCACGCUAAUGUGAAACAGCUGCUUCUGAAGACAAAAAUCGCGACCACUCAGUCAAAGCUGUCAUCCUGCACAACCAACGCUUCCUCGUCGUCCAAAGCAGAAUCUGAAGUGGAUGAAAGUGAAGUGUCCGAAGUCGAAACUAAAUCAGUGGCGACUGCUCCAGCUCCCAUCGCAGAGCCGAUUCCAGCUGAAGCAGCCCUGCCUGCCACAAUUGAUCCGAAUGAGGCUCGAGUCAUUACACUGGUCUCUACGUUUUUAGUAGUACAUCCUCAUGGUGCUAGUAUCGAUUAUAUUUGGUCUUAUGUAAAUCGUUACGUACCAGAGCUAAAGGUAAAGCUGCUCGAAGAAUUGUUGCAACGAUACAGAAACCUUUUCCGGGAAGAAGUAAGUGGAAUAGGCGCAAAAAUCGAAAGAAAUUGGAAAUUUGUUGGGUAUGAAAGUAAGGAUGAAGAUGAAAAGUCAUAAAUACUGAAUCGAAUUUUAUAAUAAACGGUCUUUCCAAGUGAAAUAAAACAUAA